Molecule: messenger RNA, 813 nt
Organism: Lindgomyces ingoldianus
Lineage: Eukaryota; Fungi; Ascomycota; Dothideomycetes; Pleosporales; Lindgomycetaceae
Exons: 5
Coding region: 31-813 (260 amino acids)
Source: RefSeq, a predicted model, not a curated record
CAUUAGGUUAGCUGCAUCAAGGCGAUAUCCAUGCUCUCUUCUAGGGGAAGGUUACAAUGUAUGGUUAUAAAAUUGAAGCGCGGCUUCAGCGCCCGCAAGCUCCCCGGCAUAUGCUUCCUGAGCCAUGAGAAAACAACGAGCCACGGGCCGAACAUGGCAGGGACGAGGCGCGCCCUCCUGGGACACCUUGUAAGUACAGACAAGUGGAGCGAUGGUGCGAGACGCGGAGAGCUGAGGAAAGACAGUGGUGCGAAAGUAUCAGCAUGGCCAGACCCCUUCCUAGCGGACCGAGCCGGAAGAACAGAUGAAGACGGGGCUUCGAUGGGCGUGCAUGCUGGCUUCGGAGAAAAUUUGGUGAUGGGUGGCUGCGCAAAAGGAAACACUGGGAACCACUUCAUCGCAUCAAACUUGGCCGAUGAAAACCCAAUCCCGGUCCAUGGUCCAUCCUCGCCAUCUCUUCGGCAUGCUACGGACAUGUCACAUCAGCCGAGAACGGUUAGAAUUUUUCUCACGCAUCGGGUUCGCUCAUACGCCACCUCGCAUGCCUUCAUCCAAAAGUAUCAAAGAACACGUCGGCAUUCCGAUUGGCUCUUCCCGUCUCCCAGCGACUCAUUCGUCUCCCUCACCGGGAAUGCCAUUGUUCAUACGCAGACACAAAAUCAAAACAAGCAAUCGAAGCGCGAAUAUGCUCGCUUGGGUAGGCUACUCAAGUAUUCACAACUGAAAAAAGUAUACGUAGACGCCAUGCAGGGAAUGCCCUAUGCAAUACCACGCGAGAGAGAAAAACAGCACCAAAAAAGGAAUCAGAGAUAA